Messenger RNA from Pungitius pungitius (ninespine stickleback), 1850 nucleotides. RefSeq names its product zinc transporter ZIP11-like. The coding region runs from base 100 to 1122 and encodes 340 amino acids. Gene Ontology annotation, molecular function: zinc ion transmembrane transporter activity. The record is from RefSeq and is a predicted model, not a curated record. The transcript has 10 exons. Gene Ontology annotation, cellular component: membrane. NCBI's taxonomy places the organism in Eukaryota, Metazoa, Chordata, Actinopteri, Perciformes, Gasterosteidae. Gene Ontology annotation, biological process: zinc ion transmembrane transport.
UGAGAGGCGGGACUUCCUCUGUCAUAGACACGUGUAUCGGGAAGUAGGAAGUAAAUACAGAGGAGGAGGCGAGCUGCCGCUGGAAAGAAGUCUGGCACCAUGCUGAAAGGCUACAGCCCUGUGACCCAGGCUCUGCUGGGGACCCUGUUCACCUGGGCUCUGACUGCUGCUGGAGCUGCCCUGGUGUUUGUCUUCUCCAGCCGACAGAAGCGCAUCUUGGAUGGAAGUUUAGGCUUUGCAGCUGGGGUGAUGCUGGCUGCUUCCUAUUGGUCACUGCUGGCCCCGGCAAUCAACAUGGCCGAGGAAUCCGGGAAGUACGGCUCAUUCGCUUUCUUGCCUGUGGCUGUGGGCUUCACACUCGGAGCGGCCUUCGUUUACUUCGCCGACCUGGCCAUGCCCCUGCUGGGCGUAGGGGCGGACCCCCACAUCGCGCUGGCCCUCCCCCCCCAAUCCAAGCUGGACAAAGAGAGAGCGGACGAGCCGUCGUUCCAGCUGCUGGACUCUGAUGAGAUGACCAUCCGGAUAGGUAGAGCUGCACCUCUCUCAGAUAAAAUCGAUAACGGUGACGUGUACCAGCGGAGGAGAGGACCUCAUUCGGCCGCCUCAGAUGGACAGGAAACGGGAAGUAGACAACAGGAAGGCGUCGGCCAGGCGACUAGCAGCUGGCGACGAAUCGUUCUCCUCAUCCUCGCCAUCACCAUCCACAACAUCCCAGAGGGUUUGGCGGUGGGGGUUGGAUUCGGAGCCAUUGGAAAGACUUCAUCGGCUACCUUUGAAAGCGCCAGAAACUUGGCCAUCGGUAUCGGCAUCCAGAAUUUCCCAGAAGGCCUAGCGGUGAGCCUUCCGCUGCGGGGUGCGGGGAUGUCGACAUGGAGAGCCUUCUGGUACGGCCAGAUGAGCGGCAUGGUGGAGCCCAUCGCCGGGUUGCUAGGCGCCGUCGCCGUCGUGCUGGCAGAGCCGCUCCUGCCAUACGCGCUGGCGUUCGCCGCCGGGGCCAUGGUGUACGUGGUGGUUGAUGACAUCAUCCCCGAGGCCCAGCUCAGUGGCAACGGGAAGCUGGCAUCCUGGACGUCCAUCCUGGGCUUCGUAGUGAUGAUGUCACUGGACGUCGGGCUGGGCUGACCUCGCGGUGACGUCGUCGCUGUGCUGCUGAUAAUUACUUUUUAAAAAGGGGCUAAAGUGUUUUAUUGUGAAACACUAUCCGGUUAGUUUGAAUUGUUGCUACUUGAAAUGAAGACAGAAACAUGUCGUUUAGCAAAGCAGAGGAGGAGUCUACUUGAAACAUUAAUCAUUUUUAUUUUCUUUUUCAUAUCCAAUUUAGGAAUGAAUGUAUGACUAUUUAAUGAAAAUCCUCUUGGUUCCAAAGUUUGAGAAUACGGCUUUUCAUUUGAAAACAUUCCCAGUCAUGAACGUGAAAUAAUUAUUUCUUCCAGCUUUUUGCAUUCAUGAUGGCGAUACGUGAUGUGUGGUUAAUUUGGUGAAUUAUGGGAUUGCUAACAAAUGAUUUGAUUUUCUCCUUGUGAUUCUUUUGUGUUUGUGUGUCUACACAAUUUGAGUUUCAUUAGGAUUACAGUAACUCGUUUACUUGUUGAUAGUUCAUUAUCCUCUUUGAAAACGCAGUGCCUUCUUCUUGCAAUAAUCUACUGCCCCCCACUGGCCAGUGUGAGGAGGCACAUGUUGUGGUUCAUGUCUAAUUAUUUAAAAGCUGAAUAACAUAAGAAGUUUCUACACAAUUAAACACAGUGAUUCUCUCUUGUGUCUCUCUUGUUGGUGCAUGCAGCAUCGUAGUCACAUGCUGAGGUUCGCAGCAAAACAAAACAACAGAACUACUGUGUGUUUGGAAUCCGACG